AAUCGAAAAAAAUUGUUAUAUAUGUUGCUCAUGAAAUGAUAUCAUGAUGAACCUUCUCAUGGCUGCUUUUGAAAAUUGAACUCCACAGUGAGUCAACAUUAUCCAUCGUUUCUAACAAUGGACAGACUCAUCAACUCGCUGACUCGUCUACGUGCGACUCAGCUCCUCUUUCUCACAUGGGUGUUAACGUGUAUAGCUGGAACAACAACCCCAGAAUCCAUUCUCCCAGGCUUCAAAGCCACACCAAAUCCUUCAGUCUCAUCGUUCCAACCUCUCCUAAACGAUCCAACAGGCAACUUCUCACUCGGGUUCCUCCGAGUCGAACAAACCCAACUCGCCCUCGCUGUCCUCCACGUGGCUUCCUCACAACCACUCUGGCUUGCCAACCCAACUCAGUUGGCCACCUGGUCCGACCGUACUCAGUUCCUCUUCAAUGGCAGUCUCGUUAUUUCCGAUCCCAACACUAGGGUAUUUUGGUCAACUCAAACCAAUGGUGACACGGUUGUGCUCCUCAACUCCUCAAAUCUCCAAAUACAAAAACUCGACGACCCAGCCUCAGUUCUCUGGCAAAGUUUCGACUUUCCCACAAAUACCCUCAUGGAGAACCAAAAUUUCACAGCCAACAUGUCCUUGAUUUCAUCCAAUGGGCUUUACUCUAUGCGCUUAGGGUACAACUUUUAUGCUUUGUACGCAAAAUUCCAAGACAACUCCGCAGAUCACAUGUAUUGGAAACACACAGCUUUAGAAGCACGGGCAGCGAUAGUUCAAGGUCAAGGACCAAUUCACGCUUUAGUCAACUCUGAUGGGUAUUUGGGGUUGUACCAAAAUAGCACAGCCAAUCCGGUGGACGUACAACCCUUCAACAGCUACAACAGGCCCAUCGACUUGUUCCUUUUGGUCCGGUUAGAACCGGACGGAAACCUCAAAGCUUAUUACUGGGACGGGUCGAACUGGGUCGAGGAUUUCAAAGCAAUCUCGGACACGUGUCAGCUCCCCAGUCCGUGCGGUUCGUACGGUUUGUGCACACCACAAAGUUGUUCUUGUUUGGACAACCGGACAGAGUUUCGGUCCGGUUCGGAUUGUGUUCCCGUGGAAACCGGCGACUUUUGCGGGGAACAGUUGGUUAAAGACAAGUACGAGGUUUUAACGAGGAACGGGGUCGAGGUGCCGUUUAAGGAACUAAUGCAGUACGAAACGACGUCGUCUUUGGGAGAGUGUGAGGGUCUAUGUGAAAACAAUUGUAGCUGUUGGGGGGCAGUGUAUAAUAACGCUUCCGGGUUUUGUUUCAUGUUGGACUAUCCGAUCCAAACGUUGGUGUCUGUUGGGGAUGAGAGUAACGUGGGUUAUUUUAAAGUGAGGGAAGGUGCAGGGAAAAAGAAAAACAAGGCUGUUGCUAUAGUUGGACUUGUAGCGGGUGGUGGGGCAAUUUUGAUUUUGAUUGGGAUUGGUGGGUUUUGGGCGUACAGGUUUUGGAGAAAGAAAACCCGAGAAAAUGAUGAUGAUGAGGUAUCACCCGGCCCGUAUAAGAAUCUCGGGUCGGAAAGCUCCAAGUCCAUUGAGGUAGAGAUGUGUAAUAGAUAAACUGAUAGUAAAGAUGACGCAAGGGAUGACGUUUUUUGGGUUUGACUUACAGUGAUGUUUACUGCUAACUUUAGUUCAGUUUGCUUUAUACUAAUAUUGGGUGUGGGGCCCAGGGGUUAAUCUUUGUUUGAGCCUUUUUGGUGUUUCUUGAGGAAUAGGUGUGGCCUGCGUGCCCAUUGUAAUUGGAUGGAUGUAUCAUUGUAUCUGACUAUCUGUGACUGUACAGGACCUACAGGGUCCACCCAAUUUAAUGACAUUGGCAUCUUAUUUCC
Molecule: messenger RNA, 1853 nt
Organism: Quercus robur (English oak)
Lineage: Eukaryota; Viridiplantae; Streptophyta; Magnoliopsida; Fagales; Fagaceae
Product: PAN domain-containing protein At5g03700
Exons: 1
Coding region: 118-1581 (487 amino acids)
Biological process (GO): recognition of pollen
Source: RefSeq, a predicted model, not a curated record